This is a messenger RNA of Nomascus leucogenys (northern white-cheeked gibbon), 3867 nucleotides long. It is a transcript of the gene ANKRD62, whose product is annotated as ankyrin repeat domain-containing protein 62. The record is from RefSeq and is a predicted model, not a curated record. Lineage: Eukaryota; Metazoa; Chordata; Mammalia; Primates; Hylobatidae. Gene Ontology annotation, molecular function: protein binding.
GGCUCAGGGCUGUUUCUCCGCGGAUUGCCUCGUGGGCCGGCUGAGGUGCGCAUGCGCUCUGGUGCUUAACGGCUCUGCUGGGCUAGGUGCUCCUCCGAGCGGCUGGAGACUGGAGUGUCCCUGACGGAGGUUGCGGCUGGACCUGGUUACGUGCUGGUGCUGUGCUCCAGAGCGGCAGAAAACGAGUGGGAGCUGAGGUGUCUUGAAGCCGUCCCUCAGCCUGGGAGAAGAUCUUUGGCUUCAGGAUGGGGGUCAGGGAGUCGUUCCUGGGGGCCUGCAGGAGACGCAUGGCUACCUGGAGGGAGAAUCGUGGCAAGCAUGGCUUCUCAAAUCCUGGGUACCGAGUCCGGCAGAAGGAUCUGGGCAUGAUCCACAAAGCUGCCAUCGCAGGUGACCUGAACAAGGUGAUGGAGAGCAUCUUGCUCAGGCUGAAUGACGUGAACGACAGGGACAAGAAGAACAGGACUGCUCUACAUUUGGCGUGUGCCCAUCGCCGUCCGGGAGUGGUAGCUGACUUGGUGGCCAGAAAAUGCCAGCUUAACCUCACUGACAGUGAAAACAGGACAGCUCUAAUCAAGGCUGUACAAUGUCAAGAAGAAGUUUGUGCAUCCAUCCUGCUGGAACAUGGUGCCGACCCAAAUGUUAGAGAUAUGUAUGGCAACACUGCUCUGCACUAUGCCAUUGAUAAUGAGAAUAUAUCAAUGGCAGGGAAACUGCUUGCAUAUGGUGCAGAUAUUGAAGCAAGAAGCCAGGGUGAACAUACAUCACUUUUGCUUGCUGUAAAUAGGAAAAAAGAGCAAAUGGUGGCAUUUUUGUUGAAGAAAAAACCAGACUUAACUGCAAUAGAUAAUUUUGGAAGAACAGCCCUGAUACUUGCUGCUCGUAAUGGAUCAACAAGUAUAGUCUACCAGCUUCUUCAGCACAAUAUUGAUGUCUUUUGCCAAGAUACAUCUGGAUGGACUGCAGAAGAUUACGCUGUUGCUUCUAAAUUUCAAGCCAUUCGUGGACUAAUUUCUGAAUAUAAAGCAAACAAGAGACAUAAAAGUCUUCAAAAUAGCGAUCCAGAACAAGACUUAGAAAUGACAUCAGAGGGAGAGCAAGAAAGGCUUGAAGGAUGUGAAAGUAGCCAGCCACAGGUUGAAGAAAAAAUGAAGAAAUGCAGAAAUAAGAAAACGGAAGUGUCAAGAAACGUACAUGCUGAUGACAGUGACAAUUAUAAUGAUGAUGUUGAUGAAUUAAUUCACAAAAUAAAGAACAGAAAACCUGAUAAUCAUCAAUUUCCCGAGGAGGAGAAUGACGAGUUUGAUAGGCUUGCAAGGAAAACCUUUAAUGAAAAGAGCAAGGUUAAAAGCCAAAUAUAUUUCAGGGAUGACCUUAAUGACAUAAGUGAGUCAUCUGAAAAAACCUCAGAGGAUGAUGAGUUGCCUUACUCUGAUGAUAAGAAUUUUAUGUUACUCAUUGAACAACGUGGAAUGGACUGUAAAGAUUUUGUUAGCCUGUUGAAAAUCAAGGAUGCAACAGCUGCAUGUGAAAGAUCAAUAGAGGAUAAAAAAUGUUACUGUGAACGACUUAAAGUAAAAUUUCAAAAAAUGAAAAAUAAUAUUAGCGUACUACAAAAGGUACUAUCUGAAACAGACAAAACCAAAUCACAGUUAGAGCAUCAGAAUCUUGAAAGGAAGAAAAAGCUCUGUAAUUUGAGAUUUAUCUUACAAGAAGAAGAAGAAGAAAGAAUAAAGGCUGAAGAGUUGUUUGAAAAAGAUACAGAAGAGUUAAAAAUAACGGAAGAGCAAUAUGUGACACAAACUGAAGUGAAACAACUUAAACUGGCUCUCAAAUCAUUGGAAGUGGAAUUGAAGACUGUUAGAAGUAACUCAAAUCAGAAUUCUCAUACUCAUGAAAAAGAAAGAGACCUGUGGCAGGAAAAUCACUUGAGGGAUGAAAUUGCCAGACUUGGGCUGGAAAUUGACACAAUAAAACAUCAGAACCAGGAAACUGAAAAUAAAUAUUUCAAAAAUAUUGAAAUUAUAAAGGAAAACAAUGAAGACCUUGAAAAGACUCUAAAGCUGGAUGAGGAAACAUUAACAAAAACAAUAACCCGGUAUAGUAAAGAGCUUAAUGUUCUGAUGGAUGAGAAUACAAUGCUCAAUUUUGAGCUAGAGAAGGAAAAACAAAGCAAGUCAAGACUGGAAACAGAAAUGGAAUCAUACCGUUGUGGACUGGCUGCUGCCCUAUGUGAUCAUGAUCAAUGUCAGUCAUCAAAAAGAGACCUACAGCUUGCUUUCCAGAGCACAGUGAAUGAAUGGUGUCAUUUACUAGAAAAUAGGUAUUCUCACAUUCAGAUUCUUUCUCAGCAACUUUCUAAAGCUGAGAGUACAUCCAGUGGCCUGGAAACUGAGCUCCGUUAUGAAAGAGAGGCUCUCAAAGAAAAGACGUUGGGUAUAGAACACGUGCAAGGAGUCCUAAGCCGAACACAGUGUCGAUUGAAGGACAUUGAACACAUGUACCAAAAUGACCAACGAAUUUGGGAAAAAUACGUGAGAAAGCAGCAAUCUGUAGAGGAUGGACUAUUUCAACUACAAAGCCAAAAUCUGUUAAUUCAACAGCAAUGUAAUGAUGCUCAUAAGAAAGCUGACAAUUGGGAAAAAACAGUAAUUAAUAUCCAAGCCAAAUGUGAAGAUACUGUAGAAGAACUUCAAGCUGAGUGUAGAAAGCUAGAAGAGAACAAUAAGGGGUUGAUGAAGGAAUGCACUCUUUUAAAAGAAAGACAAUGCCAAUAUGAAAAAGAGAAAGAAGAAGGAGAAGUAGUCGUGAGACAGCUUCAAAGAGAAGUGGGUGAUGCCCUGAACAAACAAUUGCUGUCAGAGGCUAUGCUAGAGAUUUCAUCACAACAUCGUGUUAAUUUAGAAGAUGAGACACGAAAUUCAAAAAAGAAAUUAGGCCAGAUGAGAAGUCAAGUAUGUAUGAAACUUAGCAUGUCAACAGUUACUCUGUAGCUGGUUAAAUAAUAUCAAGUGUUUCAGGACACUAGUUUCAGUGGAGAGCUUUCUUUUGUAUUUUCAUUAUAAUUAUUUUUAUUAAAAUUUGGUUAUAAUACACCCAUUUCUCAAUCUCUGCCAUGUUUUAUAAUUAUAAAUAUUUUUCUUACACUAUUUCCCUUUAUGAAAGUUGAGAAUUACACAUCAUUUCUCACAGAAGAUUAGAGAAUUCUUUUUUCUUUUUACAGUAUAUUUUUAGUGAUUUUUUUCAUUGCCACGUGGAGACAAGCCAGAUUAAUUCAGAGGAUAAUGUCUAAUGGAAUGUUUCAGAAAAUUUUCUUUUUUUAAUCUCUACUUUUCUGUGUGAAUAAAGACUUGUGCUUACUUAUUUCAUGGGUUUCUGGUUAACUGGUACAGAAAGGCCAUUCUGCAGAAUAAAUUAGUAUUUUGAUGAAAAUCCUUACUCUGACUUUAUAUUGGGCUGUAGUCGUAGUCAUAUGACUAUGGACAGUUAGCAUUUGCCAGCAUGUAUGUGUCUACUUUCUCUUGUUUAAAACAAAAACAAAAAACUUUACAAAUGGGGUUAUAGAAGGUCAGCAAAGGGUAGGUUUGAGAUGUUUGGGUGGGUCAAGUGGGCAUUUUGACAACGUGGCUUCUCCUUUGGCAUGUCAAUGGACAUCCCUGCAUUUUAAGAUGACACUUUUAAAUAAAUUCUCUCCUAAUGAUGACGUGAGCCCUGCCACUCAAUAGGAGAAUCUAUCUAUUUUAAUUAUUUUUCUGUUUAUUUUAAAAUUUUCUUGUGGUUUCCCUGGAAAGGAAAGAUGAUGCUUAGUUUUAAAUGUUAAAAAUGGGUCGAGCGCGGUGGCUCACGCCUGUAAUCCAAGCACUUUGG